UGUAUGUUUGCUCGACGUCUUCUGAGACCUACAUUUGUGCUAACCAGAGACAUGACUAUCAAGGCCGGAGAUAAACUGCCCAGUGCCACUGUCACACUGUCCAAUCCAGGCGACAAGAAGGACAUCAAGGACUUCUGCAAGGGCAAAAAGACUCUUCUGGUCGGAGUUGUCGGUGCAUUCACGCCCACGUGCGACAACCAGAUUCCACCUUUUGUCGCUGCUGUUGAUGACUUGAAAGCUAAAGGUGUCAAUCAAGUCGCAGUUAUCACUGUGAAUGACGCGUUUGUCUGCACCAAGUGGGGUGAAAGUAUGACUGUCGGAGAUAAGGUCACAAUGUUGUCGGACUACAAGGCUGAGUUCGCGAAGGCGGCGGGUCUAGAACUUCCAGGAGUUGAAGAAAAGUUAGGCAAUUUGAGGUCAACUCGGUUUAUGAUGUUGAUAAAUGAUGAUACAGUAGAGAAGAUUUCAGUGGAGGAGAAUCCGGGAGAAGUGCAGGUUACUGGAAUUGACACGGCUAAGACCUGGCUGUGAACUGAGCAAUCAACUACAUAAACUGAAACAAUUCAUUAGAGGAUCUGAAAUUGAAGAAGAACUGAGAAAAAUUUUACUACUUGACUUGCCGUAAUAAUUCAUUAACUGAUUAUAAUAAUUAGUUAUGAUGACUGAACUAAAUUAUAAACCGUUUAAUGAAACUGCUUGAAGCAAAUCAUGAGGUUAUAGUCGUCUUCUCAUUUCUUCAUGACUGUAAUUUGACUCCAUAUCAGCUUGAACAAAUAAUAAAUGCUGUAUGAAAUUUCA
This is a messenger RNA of Symsagittifera roscoffensis, 798 nucleotides long. RefSeq lists its product as uncharacterized. Gene Ontology annotation, biological process: hydrogen peroxide catabolic process; cell redox homeostasis; cellular response to oxidative stress. Gene Ontology annotation, cellular component: cytoplasm. NCBI's taxonomy places the organism in Eukaryota, Metazoa, Xenacoelomorpha, Acoela, Convolutidae. Gene Ontology annotation, molecular function: thioredoxin peroxidase activity. The transcript has a single exon. The record is from RefSeq and is a predicted model, not a curated record. Bases 4 to 531 code for a protein of 175 amino acids.